Messenger RNA from Trichomycterus rosablanca, 931 nucleotides. RefSeq names its product BRCA1/BRCA2-containing complex, subunit 3 (gene brcc3). Bases 49 to 831 code for a protein of 260 amino acids. The record is from RefSeq and is a predicted model, not a curated record. The transcript is spliced from 8 exons. Gene Ontology annotation, cellular component: BRCA1-A complex; BRISC complex. Gene Ontology annotation, molecular function: polyubiquitin modification-dependent protein binding; metallopeptidase activity; cysteine-type deubiquitinase activity. Gene Ontology annotation, biological process: protein K63-linked deubiquitination; double-strand break repair. Lineage: Eukaryota; Metazoa; Chordata; Actinopteri; Siluriformes; Trichomycteridae.
CAGAUCAAAUCAAAACAGUUUCUGAUCUGGAUCAUUAAUUUUGAUAUAAUGGCUGUAAGCGCAGUGCAUUUAGAAUCAGACGCUUUUCUAGUGUGCAUGAAUCAUGCUUUGAGUACAGAGAAAGAAGAAGUGAUGGGGUUGUGCAUUGGAGAGGUUGACACAAAUCGCAUUGUCCACAUUCACUCUGUCAUUAUUCUGCGUCGCUCAGAUAAGAGAAAGGACCGUGUUGAGAUUUCUCCAGAGCAGCUCUCUGCAGCUUCCACUGAAGCUGAGAGGUUGGCUGAAAUGACCGGGCGACCUGUUAGGGUGGUUGGCUGGUACCAUUCUCAUCCUCACAUCACUGUGUGGCCAUCACAUGUCGAUGUGAGGACCCAAGCGAUGUACCAGAUGAUGGAUCAGGGUUUUGUUGGUCUCAUCUUUUCUUGUUUUAUAGAAGAUAAAAAUACAAAAACAGGGAGAGUUCUGUACACUUGUUUUCAGUCAGUGCAAGCCCAGAAAGGCUCAGAGUAUGAAAGAAUUGAGAUUCCUAUUCAUGUAGUUCCCCAUGAGGCCAUUGGCAAAGUGUGUCUGGAGUCGGCAGUGGAACUUCCCAGAAUUCUCUGUCAAGAGGAACAGGACACCUACAGAAGACUUCACAGUUUAACUCAUUUGGAUCCAAUCACAAAGAUACACAAUGGAUCAGUGUUUACCAAAAACCUGUGCAGUCAAAUGUCUGCAGUGAGCGGGCCGUUGCUGCAGUGGCUGGAGGAUCGACUCGAGCAAAACAAAAAGAACAUAAUAGAACUGCAGAAAGAAAAAGAGAGGCUCACACAAGAGCUCACUUUAUUAUGAACAGCUAAAAAUUAUGUGUUGACAAAUGUUAUUCUAGGGUUCCUUGAUUUUUCCCUGAUGAAAUCCCUUUGACUUUUAUUUGAUUGCAGACAGGAUGAAC